UUUCCUUACGAUACAUUUCGGGUAAAAAUGCUGGAUGAAAUGUGAAAGCCUCAGACUGACCUCCAGAAAGGCUCAUUGCCCGCUGACAGUGUCAGAGGGAUGGGGCUGCCUUCCCUCUCUCCCCUUUCUGUCUCUCUCUCAUCCAGUCCUUCCCUCCCCCUCCCUCCCCUCCCCCCUGUUUGAUGGGACCCCAUGGUGCAGCAGUCCAGGGGGUAGCAUCCCAGCUGCCCCUCCAGUGCCUUGUGACCCCCAGGCUCCCUGUGGCCCCCAUUCCAGGGUUUGCUUGUGGUAUUUUGAGAGGAAACCAAUAACUUGUGGGGGGGAGCCUAUCUGGAGAGUUUCAGAGACUUCCUGCUGACACACAGGCGGCCAGUCAGCGUGGGGCUGAUGGCUCAGGUGUGGUGGCAUUUCUUCCAGGGUAAAGACAUCCCUUUCCUGAUUGCCCUCACCCCCCACCAUGCUGGGGGCAUUGGGGUGCUGGCCUCAUUGGCCAGACCCAAGCCCAGGGCUCAUGAGCCCUUAUUAUUUUUAAACUAUCUUAUUUUUCUGGAGAUUUGGCAAGUGGAGUGAUGGCAAGCCCUCUCUUCCUGAACUGCCUGAACUGCUCCGGUGCUUGUGAGUCAGAUGGCUGGUUGCCACCGUGGGACUCUUGGCCUGGUGCCCUGUCCUGGAGCCGUCGGCUGCCCUGAGAAUCCAAAGAAAGGCUGCUGAAUCCUGCGGCCCCAGGAGGAUCUUUGUCCUCCUUUUGCAGAAGGAAUUGACUCGUGGAUUCGCUCUGUUGAGCUGGAAGGAAGAAUUUUUAAAUUUCCUCUGUUUGAAGAACCUAAAAUGGGACAAACUACAUCAGUUCCCCAAAAUUGGACUUUUAAGCAAGUUCUUGGAAAAAUGGACUAUUUUCUAUGUGUGGGAGCAAAUUCUGUGGGAGCCUUCUGGUAAUGAAUUUUAAAGUGCAUGUCUAUUAGUGUCAUUCUCAAAUACUGAAGAGUCUUGAAAACCAGAAGUUGCCCAAUCAAAGCCUGGGAGGCAGUACCCGCCCCUCCGGGAGGGGACAGCUGGGCAAGCCCCCCUUUCUCUGCCCCAGUUCCUCUCUCCCCAGGUCAGCAGCACUGUUUGUAACCAGGGCUAAACACUCCUUCCCCCACCUCCUGAAGAUCCUGAAAGACAUCAGAAGGUCUCCGGAAGAUUUACGCAUUGCUGAAUCCUGUGUGGGCACGCCAGCCUCCGAGGCCAGGACCGUCCUGUGGAUGGCUGAGAGUCCUCUGGGGCCCGGCGACUGUGAAAAGAUUUCGUCACCGGAAGGUUUUGGGGGCCAUUACCAAACCACUUGUUUUCGUGGCUGCCUGCAGGUGACCAUGGCCGUGUGAGCGUCCGCCAUGGCCAACCGGAAGCGUCAGAGCACGGCGAGCAGCAUGCUGGACCACAGGGCGAGGCCGGGCCCCAUGCCCCAUGGCCAGGAGCCCGAGAGCGAGGACACGGAGCUGCCCCUGGAGGAGUAUGUGCCCAAGGGCCUGGAGCUGGCCACCCUGCGGCCCGAGAGCCCCACGCCCCCGGACCAGGGGUGCCACGACCACAGCCCUGAUGGGGACUCCAGCUCUGACUAUGUGAACAACACCUCCGAGGAGGAGGAUUACGAUGAGGGCCUCCCCGAGGAGGAGGAGGGCAUCACCUACUACAUCCGCUAUUGCCCCGAGGACGACAGCUACCUGGAGGGCAUGGACUGCAACGGGGAGGGGUACCUGGCGCACGGCACACGCCACCUGGAGACGGACGAGUGCCAGGAGGCGGUGGAGGAGUGGACAGACUCGGCAGGCCCCCGCCCACACGGCCGCGGGGACGAAGGCAGCCCGGACUUCCGGGACGGCCACCUCCCCAUCCCGGAGGAUGAGGCCUCCGUCCUGGAGGCCCAGGACCAGGAAGAAGGUGUCCACUACUGCCCCGAUGAGGAGGGCUACCAGGACUACUACCCCUCGGAGGCCAAUGGGGACCCGGGCAACGCCUCCCCCUAUCGUCCGAGGCGUGGGGGCGGAGGCCUGGAGGACCAGGAGGAGGACAUCGACCAGAUUGUGGCCGAGAUCAAGAUGAGCCUGAGCAUGACCAGCAUCACUAGCGCUGGCGAGGCCAGCCCCGAACACGCCCUGGUGCGGGGGCCCGAGCCGGGGCCCGGGGACUCCACGGAGGCCGGUCCGCCCGGCGAGGCCCGCCGCGGCCCUAGCAGACACGAGGGAAGACCCAAGUCGCUGAACCUCCCUCCUGAGGCCAAGCACUCCGGAGACCCCCAGAGAGGCUUCAAGACCAAGUCCAGGACUCCAGAGGAGAGGCCGAAGUGGCCCCAAGAGCAGGUGUGCAAUGGUUUGGAGCAGCCAAGGAAGCAGCAACGCUCUGAUCUCAAUGGACCCGUGGACAAUAACAACACCCCAGAGACAAAGAAGGUGGCAUCAUUUCCAAGUUUUGUGGCUGUUCCAGGUCCCUGUGAGCCAGAAGACCUCAUUGAUGGGAUCAUCUUUGCUGCCAACUACCUGGGGUCCACCCAGCUGCUCUCAGAACGUAACCCUUCCAAAAACAUCAGAAUGAUGCAGGCUCAGGAAGCCGUCAGCCGGGUCAAGAGGAUGCAAAAGGCUGCUAAAAUCAAGAAAAAAGCGAAUUCGGAGGGGGAUGCCCAGACUCUGACCGAAGUGGAUCUUUUCAUCUCCACCCAGAGGAUCAAGGUGUUAAAUGCGGACACACAGGAGACCAUGAUGGACCACGCCUUGCGUACCAUCUCCUACAUCGCGGACAUUGGGAACAUCGUGGUGCUGAUGGCCAGGCGCCGCAUGCCCCGGUCAGCCUCUCAGGACUGCAUCGAGACCACCCCUGGGGCCCAAGAGGGGAAGAAGCAGUACAAGAUGAUCUGCCACGUGUUCGAGUCUGAGGACGCCCAGCUGAUCGCACAGUCCAUCGGCCAGGCCUUCAGCGUGGCCUACCAGGAGUUCCUGCGCGCCAACGGCAUCAACCCCGAAGACCUGAGCCAGAAGGAGUACAGCGACAUCAUCAACACCCAGGAGAUGUACAACGAUGACCUCAUCCACUUCUCCAACUCCGAGAACUGCAAGGAGCUGCAGCUGGAGAAGCACAAGGGCGAGAUCCUGGGCGUGGUGGUGGUGGAGUCAGGCUGGGGCUCCAUCCUGCCCACGGUGAUCCUGGCAAACAUGAUGAACGGCGGCCCGGCGGCCCGCUCGGGGAAGCUGAGCAUCGGGGACCAGAUCAUGUCCAUCAACGGCACCAGCCUGGUGGGGCUGCCCCUCGCCACCUGCCAGGGCAUCAUCAAGGGUCUGAAGAACCAAACGCAGGUGAAGCUCAACAUUGUCAGCUGUCCGCCGGUCACCACGGUCCUCAUCAAGCGGCCGGACCUCAAGUACCAGCUGGGCUUCAGCGUGCAGAACGGGAUCAUCUGCAGCCUCAUGCGAGGGGGCAUCGCAGAGCGAGGAGGCGUCCGAGUCGGCCACCGCAUCAUUGAGAUCAACGGGCAGAGUGUGGUGGCCACGGCCCAUGAGAAGAUAGUCCAGGCUCUUUCUAACUCGGUCGGAGAGAUCCACAUGAAGACCAUGCCUGCCGCCAUGUUCAGGCUCCUCACGGGCCAGGAGACCCCGCUGUACAUCUAG
This is a messenger RNA of Zalophus californianus (California sea lion), 3638 nucleotides long. It is a transcript of the gene APBA2, whose product is annotated as amyloid beta precursor protein binding family A member 2. The record is from RefSeq and is a predicted model, not a curated record. The coding region runs from base 1374 to 3638 and encodes 754 amino acids. Gene Ontology annotation, cellular component: plasma membrane; dendritic spine; cytoplasm. The transcript is spliced from 15 exons. Gene Ontology annotation, biological process: chemical synaptic transmission. Gene Ontology annotation, molecular function: amyloid-beta binding; protein binding. Lineage: Eukaryota; Metazoa; Chordata; Mammalia; Carnivora; Otariidae.